Colias croceus (clouded yellow) is the source of this 854-nucleotide messenger RNA. It is a transcript of the gene Vps29, whose product is annotated as vacuolar protein sorting-associated protein 29. The record is from RefSeq and is a predicted model, not a curated record. The transcript is spliced from 4 exons. Gene Ontology annotation, cellular component: retromer complex; endosome. Gene Ontology annotation, biological process: intracellular protein transport; retrograde transport, endosome to Golgi. Bases 143 to 691 code for a protein of 182 amino acids. NCBI's taxonomy places the organism in Eukaryota, Metazoa, Arthropoda, Insecta, Lepidoptera, Pieridae.
UCCAUACAAGUGGGUGUAAACUAAAAUAUUUUUCUUAAAAAAAAUAUAAAAUUUGAAAUAUUAUCUAAGCAAAAAGAACUUUUCAAAACGUGUUUAUAUUUUGGUUAAAAUAUAUAAUUAAGUAUAACAACCCUAAAAAAUAAUGUUGGUGCUAGUCUUAGGUGAUCUUCACAUUCCUCAUCGCUGCAGUAGCUUGCCGCCAAAGUUCAAAAAGCUGCUGUUACCAGGUAGAAUCCAACAUAUUCUAUGCACUGGGAACUUGUGUACAAAAGAGUCUUAUGAUUACUUGAAGACAUUGGCCAGUGAUGUUCAUGUGGUGAGAGGUGAUUUCGAUGAGAACUCCACUUACCCUGAACAAAAGGUGAUAACCGUGGGUCAAUUCCGCAUCGGCUUGAUCCACGGCCACCAAGUUGUACCCUGGGGUGAUGAAGAGUCCCUCGCUCUGGUGCAGCGGCAGCUCGACGUGGAUAUACUGAUCUCGGGGCACACGCAUCGGUUUGAAGCUUAUGAACAUGAGAACAAGUUUUAUAUUAACCCUGGUUCAGCAACGGGAGCUUAUAAUCCAUUGUUCAGAAAUCCCACACCAUCCUUCGUUCUAAUGGACAUAACAAGUUCUACAGUGGUCACUUAUGUGUAUAAGUUACUCGGUGAUGAAGUAAAAGUGGAAAGAAUCGAAUAUAAGAAGGCGUAGCUAAAUUAAGCAUAAUAUUAUGUGUAAUAAGAUAUAUAGUUAACAUGUAAGUUUGUGGUUGGAAAAUCUGUUAUUAUUACUUUAUUUUUAUUCAAAACUAGCUUCCCGCCCGCGUCUUCGCCCGCUUUGUCUAAAACCUAAUAAAUUAUAUACUUAAACCUUC